Botrytis porri is the source of this 1205-nucleotide messenger RNA. RefSeq lists its product as uncharacterized. Lineage: Eukaryota; Fungi; Ascomycota; Leotiomycetes; Helotiales; Sclerotiniaceae. The coding region runs from base 120 to 1205 and encodes 361 amino acids. The transcript has 4 exons. The record is from RefSeq and is a predicted model, not a curated record. Gene Ontology annotation, cellular component: cytoplasm.
CUACAAGUCGGCCUGGGUAAGGAGUAUGAUUCUACGUAGACUUCUACAAGUAUCAGAAAGGCCCCGAUGCAAAAGCCAAACAUAUUACAUUCCUGCUUGCGCACAAACCCGAAGUCAAGAUGCCACCUACAUUGCCCACCCGCAAACUCGGAAAGAAUGGACCCCAAGUUCCGGCUCUUGGAUUCGGACUGAUGGGUUUAUCGUUAGCUUAUGGAAAAGCUGAACCAGACGAGGCACGCUUCAAAGUUCUUGAUCGUGCCUUCGAACUGGGCGAAAAUUUCUGGGAUUCCUCGGAUGUCUAUGGAGAUAGCGAAGAGCUCGUAGGAAGAUGGUUUGCAAAGAAUCCAGACAAGCGCAAGGAUGUCUUUUUGGCCACAAAGUUUGCUUUUAUGCACCUAGGGGAUAAGCCAGGACCAAUGAUCGAUUCGAGUCCCAACUAUGUGAAAGAAGCCUGUAACAAGAGUCUGAAACGACUUGGCGUGGAUACGAUUGAUUUGUAUUACUGCCACAGGGUUGACGGGAAGACACCAAUUGAGCUGACCGUUCAGGCCAUGGCCGAGCUCAAGAAGGAGGGAAAGAUUAAUUAUCUCGGACUUAGCGAGAUUUCUUCGGAGACACUUCGUCGAGCCAACAAGGUCGCCCACAUCGAUGCCGUGCAGAUCGAAUACUCACCUUUCAGCACCGACAUUGAGCGCCCCGAAAUUGAUCUGUUGAGGACUUGUCGUGAACUCGGAGUCGCAAUCGUUACGUAUUCUCCUCUUGGCCGUGGAAUGCUCAGCGAUGCCUACAAGUCACCAGCCGAUUUCGAAGAGGGCGACUUCCGUUCCUACGCUCCUCACUUCUCCCCUGAAAACUUCAAACAGAACCUUAAGCUUGUCAAGGGCAUGGAAGCUCUUGCUAAGACAAAGAAUACAACUCCUGGUCAGCUAACUCUAGUCCCGUAUACGGAUUACGGGAAAUACUAUUGCCUACACUGGCUAACUCUGGCGUGGCUACUAGCUCAGGGGGAUGAUAUCUUUCCUAUUCCGGGCACCAAGAAGAUCAGGUACUUGGAAGAGAAUUUGGGUGCUCUGAAGUUGGAGCUAAGUAAGGAAGAGGAGGCUGAGAUCAGAGAACUGGUCGAUGCUGCCGAGGUCCACGGUGAGCGAUAUCCUGAUGGUAUGAAAGAUCAAUGCUUUGCAGAUACACCUGCGUUAAAUGCAUAG